Molecule: messenger RNA, 6140 nt
Organism: Neogale vison (American mink)
Lineage: Eukaryota; Metazoa; Chordata; Mammalia; Carnivora; Mustelidae
Gene: FBXW2
Product: F-box and WD repeat domain containing 2
Exons: 8
Coding region: 170-1534 (454 amino acids)
Molecular function (GO): protein binding
Source: RefSeq, a predicted model, not a curated record
CUGUGAGGUUGCAGACCCCGAGCGGCGGCCGCUGGUCCAGGCGCCAUGGCUGCGGAGCGGACCCGGCCGCUGCGAGGCUCUGGCGGCCCGAGCGCGCCUAGUCGGUGUGAGCCCGGCGCGAGGUCCUGGGCCCCGGGGCGCUCGCUCAGGUAAAUUUUUCCAUAACCUUAUGGAGAGAAAGGACUUUGAGACAUGGCUUGAUAACAUUUCUGUUACAUUUCUUUCUCUGACGGACUUGCAGAAAAAUGAAACUCUGGAUCACCUGAUUAGUCUGAGUGGGGCAGUCCAGCUCAGGCAUCUCUCCAAUAACCUGGAGACUCUCCUCAAGCGGGACUUCCUCAAACUCCUUCCCCUGGAGCUCAGUUUUUAUUUGUUAAAAUGGCUCGAUCCUCAGACUUUACUCACGUGCUGCCUCGUCUCUAAACAGUGGAAUAAGGUGAUAAGUGCCUGUACAGAGGUGUGGCAGACUGCGUGUAAAAAUUUGGGCUGGCAGAUAGAUGAUUCUGUUCAGGACGCUUUGCACUGGAAGAAGGUUUAUUUGAAGGCUAUUUUGAGAAUGAAGCAACUGGAGGACCAUGAAGCCUUUGAGACCUCAUCAUUAAUUGGACACAGUGCCAGAGUGUAUGCACUUUACUAUAAAGAUGGACUUCUCUGUACAGGGUCAGAUGACUUGUCUGCAAAACUGUGGGAUGUGAGCACAGGACAGUGUGUUUAUGGCAUCCAGACCCACACUUGUGCAGCAGUGAAAUUUGAUGAGCAGAAGCUUGUGACAGGCUCCUUUGACAACACUGUGGCCUGCUGGGAAUGGAGUUCCGGAGCCAGGACCCAGCACUUCCGGGGGCACACAGGGGCGGUGUUUAGCGUUGACUACAAUGAUGAACUGGAUAUCUUGGUGAGUGGCUCUGCAGACUUCACUGUGAAAGUAUGGGCUCUAUCUGCUGGGACAUGCCUGAACACACUCACCGGGCACACGGAAUGGGUCACCAAGGUGGUUUUGCAAAAGUGUAAAGUCAAGUCUCUUUUGCACAGCCCUGGAGACUACAUACUCUUAAGUGCGGACAAAUAUGAGAUCAAGAUUUGGCCAAUUGGGAGAGAAAUCAACUGCAAGUGCUUGAAGACAUUGUCUGUCUCCGAGGAUAGGAGUAUCUGUCUGCAGCCAAGACUUCAUUUUGAUGGCAAAUACAUUGUCUGUAGUUCGGCACUGGGUCUCUACCAGUGGGACUUCGCCAGUUAUGAUAUUCUCAGGGUCAUCAAGACUCCUGAGAUAGCAAACUUGGCCUUACUUGGCUUUGGAGAUAUCUUUGCCCUGCUGUUUGACAACCGCUACCUGUACAUUAUGGACUUGCGGACAGAGAGCCUGAUUAGCCGCUGGCCUCUGCCAGAGUACCGGAAAUCAAAGAGAGGCUCGAGCUUCCUGGCAGGCGAAGCGUCCUGGCUCAAUGGAUUGGAUGGGCACAAUGACACGGGCUUGGUGUUUGCCACCAGCAUGCCUGACCACAGUAUUCACCUGGUGUUGUGGAAGGAGCACGGCUGACGCCACAAGCUGACCACCGCUGACUGACUUUGGGUGCCAGGGCUGCGGGUUUUCAGUGCAACCUUUCUGGCAGCCGACUGCAUGAACCAAAGUUCUCACCUAACGGUAUCAUCGCGCAGUGCACAAUCAUUUAUCUGUGUUUGCCAGGGGGCCAGGGCUCGGGGCGGGGGAGGGCUUGUUUUCUUGACACACAGCACAGCAUGCUAAUGACUUCAUUUGUACUUAGUUACGUUGGUCAGUAUAAGAGGAUGCAUUUGGGAUUCAUCUUUCUUGAAUAUUCGUUUUUAGUAAAGAAGGUUCAAUGGUUCAUUAAUCUGCUAAUUGGUUGCCUAUAAAAACACAUUCAGUCUAUUAAAGCUUCUUAUUAUCGCCUUUUUUUCCUUUUGAAGUUGAAGCAAAGGUGCUAUGAUGUUGUUCCAGCAACUUCUCUCAUGUGGGGCUUUGCUUUUAUAACCACCAGUGUUAUAAAGACCGCUCAGUCCUGUGACAUUCAAAAACUCUUCACCAAAUACCAGUUCUAAAGAGUCUGUCUUCCAGGGCAAAUCAAGUUCUACAAAUUGAUUGUUCACAACACAUUCUAAACUCUCGCACUUGGCAGAGUCCAGGUUGGCUAUAUCUGAGGUGUAAGGGAGUUCUGGAGUUUUUGUUCCCAUGUGGAACACGCUUGUCCUCGGGUUCACACACCUGGGUGAGUGCACAGAGGUGAUGGGAUACAGUAGAAAGAGCACUGAGCAGGAAGGUUGAAAACCAGCUCCAUUACCUAGCAUUUGUGUGGCCUCGGUGUGUCACUUCCCCUAGGCCCCGUUUUCCCUGUCUGUGUAGCCACGUUUGUUAAGCUGAAUGAUUUCUAAGGUUUUGGUCCUGUGUCUGCUGAGGUGUGGGCACGAGUCGGUAUUUCAGUUUUGUCUGAUUCAUUGUUUCAUUUAAGUCAAAGAUACUUAAAUGAAAUCAUUGGUACAAAGUUAUUAUCUAUAAGGAAAGCAGAUAUAUGAAAAGGAUGGAUAAAGGAGGAAUGUAGAAAAUGUAACAGAUUUUACCUAGAAAAUGUUAGCAACUGGAUGAAAUGCUAAGGGGGAUUGUGGUUCUUUAGACAGAAUGGGCAGUCUUAGACACCUGAACCUGACUUUUCUUGCUCCUUUGCCUCUAACCUGAUGUGUGGUUUUAGGCAGAUUAACUUUCUAUCCCCCGACCCUCAUUUUCUUCAUCUUUAAAAUGAAGGAAUUGCCCUAGAUUGGGGUUCACAAACUCCAGUGCCCGUGGCAGCCAUGUACAUGAUGUAAAUGAUCGGAGUGUGCUGGACAGGGUUGUGCUGAAUCAUGGAAAGUUAUCUACUGGGGAAGUUAUUCAGCUCUAAGUGUUAGGUAGAAGUGAGCACAGUGGAGGCAGGUCUUGUGAUUUUCUUCAGGAGGAAGUGGAAAUCCAGAUUUUUAUUUGAAAUCUCCUGAUCUGUAAAAUGUUGACAGCUAAUUGAGGAAAGUUUAAAAUACAAAGUAUGUCUGCGAGCUGCCAGUUUGUAUCUUCCACCUUCUCGUUCUUGUAAAGUUAGGUAACUCUGGGAUCAGGAGUGGGAAUGUUUUAACAUAAUUGUCAUAGACAUGAGGGGGAGAGUAGAGGGAGCCAGCCCCAGGACAAUUCAGCUGUUUCCCAUUGUGUUACAGGAAGUGAGGGGGCUUAUUUCAUCCGCACACCAGCAGGAAGUAGUUUGGAGAUGGACACACAAACUGGAACCUCAGUUGUAGCCUCUGCCUGGGGGUAUGGGUGACUCAUUCUUGCUGGCGUGGAUAUAAAGCUUAUCCACUUCACAGGUGGGCAGAGGGCUUGCUGGCAAAGCUGAGAAGGAAGCCAAACCUGGUGGGGACCCUGCUGUUCCAGAAUCCGCAGUAGCACAGAGCCUGGCGGGACCUCUGAAUUCCAUGGAGUUAAGACUCUAGAGAAUCAGUGUUCGGUUUCAAGGACAGGUGUACUUCAUAUUCCUGUAGACUCUAAGGAGAUUAGGCAAAAGAAUAUAGUAUCUUCUCCAUCCCUGAAGUCCAUCUCACACUCAGUUGUGUGCCUGAGCUCCGCUUGGGCUUCUCAAGAAAUGGACCAGGAAUUGCGGCUGGAGUCCAUUUUGGAGGGGCCUCAGGAGACGUGGGGCAAGGAGGAGGGUGAAUGCCUUUUUCCUCUACCUCUGACCUGAACAGAUCUCUGAGAUCACUGAUCUGAUGACCAUCCCUAUUCCCACCUCACCUCCAGAUACAUCCAGCAUUUCACAGGGCAAGUAAUUAUAGUUAUUUGUGGGAUUUUUUUUUUUUUUUUUUUUUUUAAUGACAAACCUGGAACUUGUAUGACAUGUCCCAUUUCAGUUUUCGGUGGACACCGAAGUUCCCCUCCGGGUGGUAGCAUGGUACAGCUUUGAUUUCCUCCUCACAGAGGCCUUCAUUUCACCUGAGCAUUUUAUUUAAAAGCUUUAUAGAUGCCGGGUUUAUUCAUACAAGUGCCAGCUUUUAUAAAAAUGAAGAACUAAUGCAUCCUUUAAAGAAUAAAGCCAAGUGGAAGGUCAGUGAGUGGGUAGGGGAGAGCCAAAGCUGGAGUGGCGUAGUCCCCUUGCGUUGCAUGAGGGGGCUGCCCUUCCGCAUGCAGUGACUUCUGCUUCCUUAGCUCAGAGGGGAGGAAAUUGCCUUUUACUCUUUUUUUGGUAAAUAUUCUCAUUUCUGAAAAAUUCGUAAGUCAUGAGCCGAAGAGACCUCAUCCUUUUUCGGUGAGCGUUGGAUUUCUUGAGUGAAGUUGUGGUGGAAGCGAAGGGCCCUCUCAGGUGCAUAAAGGGCAGAGAAACAACUUCGGGCUCCGGGGUGACGGUUGGGGGUCUAGGAGAGCUGAGUGAGUGGGACAUUUUCGCAUUCCAAAGGGUGGUAAGUUCCUCCAGCCCCCUUAUUUGAAGUAAUAAGUCAAAUUUGUCAAAACUGGCCCUGAGCUGACCUUUAGACCUAUGGGUGAAAUAAGAAGAAAAACUUCUUUUCCGGGGGGGGGGGGGAUUAGAUGUUGAAAAGUUCCACAGGAAGGUACAUAGCUUUGGAUAGCUUUUCACAAGUGGAAGGUAGGGGACUGUUGCUAUUAAAUUUUAAGGAUUGUACUUCAUUUUUCGUGGUUAAAAAAAGACCAUUCUGGCCACUACGGACACAUUAAAUUAUGAAUGAGGAUUGUGUAAUCACUCUAGUAUUUGUUCUCAGGAGAGUGAUUAUUGCUCUGCAUUUUAGAAAACAGGGAGAAAAGAAAUAUUUUUGGAAACAGUAUUAUUUUAGACAUGAAGAAGCUGUUUGUUAGGUUAGGCAUUUUGACCUAGCAGAAGUAGCAAACGAUGGUGGAGCUGGGCUUUACAACAUUGCCUUGGCCAAACCCAGCCAGCUCCCUGCAGCUCUGGCUGUGUGCCCUGGCUUCUUGGGAACCUCGUGGUGAAUCUUCCAAAAUCACUCUGCCAGUCUCUGGGCCUCCUCCUCUUGCGGGCCGAGGUGGCCUGCAAGUUCCUUUCUCAGUAGGGAAGUGUGCAGAAUCAGAUCACUGUUCUAGGAUGCAGUCUGGGGCAGGGCAUACGGUCACCUUUGCUUUUAGGGACAGAGUUCGUCGGGGUAGGGGAGAAGCUCUUUAGGUCUGUCCCAUUGGUGCAGCCUUCCUACCUGGUUAUGUUGGUGCUUGCUAAGAUAUUUUUAAGAUCACCAAGUCUGUCUUGAGAAUUAUGCAGUUCCCAGCUAGAGUGUCUGAUGCAAAGAGCAGGUUAGCAUUUUUGAUAAGAAAUGCCCACUAGCCAUCUCUGGCAAUGUCUGAUCACAGGGUCCCUUGUUCGUGACUACUCUAGGAAAGUGAAGGUUUUCCCCAUAAUAAAUCCUCCAGUGGAGUCCUGGAUAGUCUUUGCACCGCUCCCUGGUAGGCAGGAUGGUCAUGCUCAGUGCAGAUGGACGUUUGCAGUCAGGUGGUUUCAGUGUGUUUCCAGUCUUCCCUACAGCACGGAACUGUGGUUGCUUCGAAUCUGUAUCACAGUCCUAAGGAGUGAGACCCCACUGGAUUAUUACAGUUUAAAGAACCCAGCUACUUCUGCUCUUCAUGAAUGUGCUCAGAUUAAAAUGUUUUUGCAUAUUUAAACCUGGAAAAUCAUGAGUUCAGAUGACGAAACUCACAGUUAUUCUGUGUUCCCUCUAUUCACAUUGCGCACAGAUGAAUUUCACUAAUUUAGACUUAGUGCUCUUGAGGAGAACGCUCAGGUUGAGGAAGGCUGGUCUCACCAACCCAGCGUCUGUGGCCAUGUGGCGAAUGUGUCUCAGCUCACGUUUAACUAAUUUGAUGUAUGUUGUAAUCUAGGGAAAGAGGUAAAGUUUAUCUGAAGUGUCUGGGAUGUGGGGAGAAGGGAGUGCCUAAGAUAAUAGAGCAAAUGUGGGACAGGAUGUCUCUAUGAAAUGAGAAAUUAUUUUCAUGCAUCACAGAAGCGUUCUUCUACCAUGGGUGAUUGUGCUAACUAUAAAUCAUUGAUAUCUACACAUUUAAGGCAGGUUCUCUCACUUAGGCAACAUUGGUUAGUCAAGUCCAAGUUAUUGUUUGUACUUGAAAGUAAUAAAGCUGCAUUUCCUUAAAAAUA